Amborella trichopoda is the source of this 3502-nucleotide messenger RNA. The record is from RefSeq and is a predicted model, not a curated record. Lineage: Eukaryota; Viridiplantae; Streptophyta; Magnoliopsida; Amborellales; Amborellaceae.
GACUAAAUUUCCAAUAAACAUUGAAGCUUCCAUCUAAUAUUAACAACCUUAAUCAUUUCUUUCAAUUUUUUGUUAUUUUCCAAUUAUGGAAUAUCCCCUGCUUAUCACGACAGGGUGUCCGAAUUUGUCAGGAUCUCUCCUCAAUCGUCGGUGAUCCCAUCGUAUUUAUGCAGUCCAAUCGCAUGGAAUUUCUAUAGUUGGUUUCCUGGCUUUCCCUGUGAAUUUUUGGAGAGUGGAAAAGUGAAAAUCGAAACCCUAGCUCUGAAACCCUAGCCAUUGAAGCUCGUUACUGGCGCUGUGAAAUGGGCUGAACUGCUUUUAACAAGUUCGAAUUUGGCCGGAAAAAAACCAGUGGAAAAUCCUGGAAUUCAAAGCUUGGAUAAGUGUCGAAGCUUUUUUUGCGGCUCCAGGUGAGAUAAUGAAGAUUUGAGCUCUGUGCUUUCGAGGUUUCGAGUUUUGAGAAAAAAACAGCGGUUCUGAAGCUUACUGGGCUUGAAGAACCAGUUUCAGGGGGAAAAGGUGCUUGAUUUUAUAGGUGAUUAUUCUCAGAGACCAGGGGGCUUGUAUUGGCCACUUUCGUUGCUUCAUUUUGGUGAGAAUCACAGGUCGAAUUUCUCAAUGAUUGUGCCCUAAAGCUUUACUCUUUCUCUCUGCGAACCUUCUCUCUCUGUAACCUUUUUCCGGCAAAAAGAUGCCGGAAAAGGGCCUGUCUCCUAGCCUUUCAAGGCCAGUUCCCCUUCUUUCUCGCUCUACCUCCUUAGUUCCAAUUCUUUCUCGCUCUAGCUCCUUCAUUCCGAGAAGUCUGUCGAGUUUGAUAGUGGUUCUCUUCUUGGUCGUUGUUAUUGUAUGGGCGGCUGAUAGUUCCUCCAUUGAUGACGCAGUCAUGGUGUGGAAAAAUCGAUGGAAUUACAGCAUCGGUGCCCCUUUCAAAACGCACCGGAAUCUGACACACUCGGCCACUACAAAGCCUGAAUCCCUCCGGAAUCUGACGCAGAUGGCUGUUUCUCCGUCCUCAGAGCCGCAGGAUCCGGUUUCUCCGAUUGAUUCUGCAGUAACAGAUGACCGGAAUAUGACUUUUCUGGCGACCUCGUCAGUGGAAGAGGGCUGGAAUGUAACUUUACCAAUGACCAUGUCAGCUGAAGAUGCAUGGAAUCUUACAUUUCCGGAGAUUGCACCAGGUGAAGAUGGCCGGAACCUGACAUUUCCAGUAAUUUCAUCAAGUGAAGAUAGCCCGAACAUAACGUUGUCAGAGAGCGUAAUCUCAAUAUCUAAAGCUUCUUCAGAGGCCCAACAGGAGGAUUUUGCGGCAUUGGACGGCCGGAAUCUGACACACAACGAGUUUCUACCGUUGUCAGACGGGCGGAAUCUGACACUUCCGGCUAGUGUCCUUGCAAAAAAAGCAGAAGAGAACGGCGUUUUCGAGUGGAUAUCGUUUCCUGAGGAAAAUAACGUAACGGCGAGGUUUUUGGAGAGCAUGUCGGGAGCAACGGCCCCCGCAUUUUGCCGUGACACCAAGACGGAAUCCGUCACCGUUUCCGGCCUCGAAGUUGCCGGGAAACUGCGACUCACCGCCGGAAAAAUCCACACCUUUGCCGUCUCGGCCUACGAUAUCGCUGGAAAACCGCGAUGCUCUGGCGGAGAUUACUUUGAAACUGACCUCUCCGGCGCCUCCUGGAAAUCACGGCCGCCCCUCCAAGAUAACGGUAACGGCUCCUACACCCUCUCUCUACAAGUCCACCCCGAUUUCGCUGGCGAUCACGUUUUAAGUAUCGUCCUCCUCUUUCGAAACUAUCAAGGCAUGAAGCGUUUUCCCGAGCGUUGGGCCGUUAGGAAAGAGGUCUUCAACAAAACGUUACGAUUUGAAAAUAACGGCUUCCGGAACAACGGCCCCGAAGCGCUGAAAACUUGCGGGAAGGAGGAUUUCCGGCGAGGGUUGUGGUCGGGCCGUUGGACCAGACUCGCCCGGUCUGAGCCUUGUGAGAUUGACGCUUCCGGCCGCUUUAGGUGCCUGAGACCGAGUCACCCGUGCAGAAAGCCGUGGUGCUCUGGUCCACUCGGCUCGCUUGAGAGUAACGGGUGGGUUUACUCGGCUCACUGUUCUUUCCGGCUUUAUAAUGCCAAAGACGCAUGGAAGUGUCUAAGGAAUCGGUGGAUCUUCUUCUGGGGUGACUCGAACCAUGUGGACACGCUUCGCAACCUCCUUAACUUCGUGCUGAACCGGCCGGAUGUAGCGUCUGUAGCGCGCAGGUUCGACCUGAACUUCACCAACCCAGACAAACCCUCCGAGACGGUCCGGAUAACCAGCAUUUUCAACGGGCACCACAAUGAGACGUCGAACUACCUCGGCCUCGAUUCACUGCACAACGAGAACUUUCGGAACCUUCUCCGCUCGUACUUUACUGGAGAAUCGGUCCCCGAUGCGAUGGUAAUGAACUCGGGCCUCCACGACGGUGUCAAUUACCGGAACCCAAAGGCAUUCGCCGAGGCGGCCACGAUGGCGGCCGCAUUCUGGGCCGAGGUGCUGGUUGGGCGCCAUGUGGAGGUGUUCUAUAGGACCACGGUGGCAGCUGGGGGCCAUGCCAGGGCCCUGUCAUUCAACCCCCACAAGAUGGAGGUGUACAAUUGGAUGGCGUUGGAGAAGCUGAGAGAGCGAGGGGUCGUCAAUGGUGUGGUGGAUGGUUUCGAUAUGACGUAUCCAUGGCACUAUGACAACCGGUGCAGCGAUGGGGUGCACUACGGCCGAGCCCCAGCUCGAGCCCGGUGGCGCGAUGGGCUCGUGGGCCACCAGUACUUUGUGGACCUGAUGCUCGCCCAUGUGCUGCUUGAUGCCCUUUGUGCAAAAAAUUGAAUCCCCCUCCCAUACACAAGCUCGUUCGUGGAUACUAUACUCCCUGCUCUUUUUGGGUUUGCGCAGGGAUGGGCAGUGCAGAAUUAAUUGCCAUUCAGUGGUCCGGAUAUCACGGUUAUGCCCAUGGAGGGGGGCGGGGCAUUCGUGAACGUGUGAAAACUGAAAAUUUGAGUUGGGAUUGAAUUUGUUAUUCCCAAUUUUCAAUUAUUUUUGAUAAAUUUAUCAAUACACACAAUUAAUUCAACGUGUCUUGUCUUUGGCUAGUGUGAUCCAAAACACAACCAACUUUCUAAUCCAAAAUAAUAUCCAAAUUUUGUUGAAAUCUCGUUAAAAAAUAAUUUUAGCUGAUCAACUAAUAAUGUUGGGCAACUUUUUGUAAUACAUUGCUCUUUUUUAUAUACUGAAAUUAUUAUUACUAUUUUGCCUUUUCCUUAUUUUUGUGGCCACUUGGAUCCUAUUGUGUCUUUGUCAUACAUGUUAAAUCCCACUUUUCCUUGUCGCUUUAUCUUUUAUAGUUAUUCAUCAUUCAUGUCGUAUUUUUAAAUUUUUUUUCUUUUUAGUGACCGCUCAUUCCCAACUGUUUGUUUGACUUUGCAAUUUAAUUUGCAGGGAUUAUUGGUCAUAUUAUCUCGAAUGUCAAAUAUGUAGAGUCCU